UUGAAUUUCUAUCCAUAUAGUACGUCUGGUAAAUUAAAUGGGCCACAUGCUUUGUUGAAUUUUAUGUGUUUUUGUUUUGAUCAAAAAUUAUCCGAUAGACCAUGUCUUUAUUGUGUCAGAAAAAUAGCUAUUUACAAGAGUACCAAAGUCCCGUUCGAUCAUGUCAGCCAUCCAGUUUGAAUGUAAAUGGUAAACAUUGUCAAGGAUUCGAUAUUGUAUUGGAAGAUAGUAUUUUCUUUCCCGAAGGUGGUGGACAGCCAUACGAUACCGGUUUAUUGGAUGAUCAAAAAGUUAUAAAUGUUCGACGUGAUGGCAAUCAGGCUAUAUUGUUCGUAGAGGGUGACCAUUGUCGAUUUGAUUGUGGUCAUCAGCCAUUGCAGAAAAUUGAUUGGAAUCGUCGUUUUGAUCAUAUGCAACAACAUUCUGGACAACAUUUAAUCACAGCUGUAGCAUUAAAAUAUUUUAAUUUACUUACAACAUCUUGGAAUCUUGGUGCUGAAAUUUCAAACAUUGAACUUGAUUCAACUCAAAUCACUGAUGAAACAAUCGAACAAUUGGAACAAAAAGUUAAUGAAAAAAUUCUUGAAAAUCUGCCCAUAACCAUUUCAUAUCGUGAUAAAGAUGACUUGGCCGACAUACGACAACAAAUGGAAUUACCCGAUGAUUUGAAUGCUCAUUCAUUGCGAAUUGUUUCUAUCGAAUCAUUAGAUAAGAAUCCUUGUUGCGGUACUCAUGUAUCAAGUUUAUCUCAUUUACAAAUGAUUAAAUUAUUAGGCACUCAAAAAGGUAAAAAAGGAAAAACUUUGUUAUUUUUUCUCUCCGGUAAUCGUGUGCUCAAACAUAUGAACAAUAUUCUGGUGCGAGAAAAAUUAUUAUCAACAUCCUUAAAAUGUACAGCCGAAGAAUUUGUUCCUAUUGUGGAUAAAUUGCAGAAAAAUGUUCGACGUUUACAAAAGAAUUGUACAUCGGCAAUGCGAGAUUUGGCCCGAUGUGAAGGUGAAAAAUAUCUUAACUUGUUGGAUAAACCUCGACUUUAUUCAAUACAUCGAAAAGAAUGUGAAUAUGAUUUUGUUACAAGUUUUUUCAAUACUAUUGGCGAUCCAACAUCAAUCAUUGGUGAUCGAUUAAUACUGAUUUCACUUGCUGAUGAUUGUAAUUCAUUAAAAAGUCCCGGUCAAAUUGUUAUUGCUGGAAAUCAACUACUUGUUGAAAAAAGUGCAAAAAUUGCCAUUGAUUCGUUUGAUGCAAAAGGCUCUGUUUCGUCGGGUAGAUUUCGUGCCCGUAUACCAGAUGUAUCUAAACUGCCCAAAUUCGAACAAAUGAUUACAAAACAAUCGUUAAUGUCUAAUGAAAAUUGAUUAUUUCAUUUUUUUAGUCCUAAAAUAAAUGAAUUUUUUUCAAAUAA
Messenger RNA from Dermatophagoides farinae (American house dust mite), 1405 nucleotides. RefSeq names its product alanyl-tRNA editing protein Aarsd1-A. The record is from RefSeq and is a predicted model, not a curated record. Gene Ontology annotation, molecular function: Ser-tRNA(Ala) deacylase activity; nucleic acid binding; alanine-tRNA ligase activity. Lineage: Eukaryota; Metazoa; Arthropoda; Arachnida; Sarcoptiformes; Pyroglyphidae. Gene Ontology annotation, biological process: regulation of translational fidelity; alanyl-tRNA aminoacylation.